Molecule: messenger RNA, 4432 nt
Organism: Melozone crissalis (California towhee)
Lineage: Eukaryota; Metazoa; Chordata; Aves; Passeriformes; Passerellidae
Gene: PANK3
Product: pantothenate kinase 3
Exons: 6
Coding region: 331-1470 (379 amino acids)
Biological process (GO): coenzyme A biosynthetic process
Cellular component (GO): nucleus; cytosol
Molecular function (GO): pantothenate kinase activity; ATP binding
Source: RefSeq, a predicted model, not a curated record
GCUGGUAUUUUAGAAGUGAAGGUUAUUUUAAUCCUUUUUUCUCAAUAAGAAAAAGUGGUUGAAUUUUGUUUAUGAGUUGGUCUGAAAGAGAGGGUAUAGUUUGGGGAGUUUUUAGUUGAGCUUUCUGAGCACCUUAUAGCAUUUAAAUGUGUAUAGUUGCUCAUUUUUCCAUUUUUACAUGAGGCCAGAGAGAUAUUUAAGGUAAGGUAAUUGAAAUGAGUGGUAGUUCUUUUUUCCUGUGAGGAAAAAAGUUCUUUUUCCUGUUCCUUUUGCCUUUGUUGUUAAUGUCUGCCUUGUUGAAAAGUACAGCCAGGGACAGUCUUAAACUCCAUGUGUGGCUUUUGCUCUUCCACAAACCUAAUGGCUCAUUCUUGUCUCUUCACAGCUUUCCCAUGGUUUGGCAUGGACAUUGGGGGAACAUUGGUCAAACUGGCCUAUUUUGAACCUAUUGACAUCACUGCAGAGGAGGAACAGGAGGAGGUGGAAAGCCUGAAGAGCAUCCGCAAAUACCUGACUUCCAACGUGGCCUACGGAUCCACUGGCAUUCGGGAUGUCCACCUGGAGCUGAAGGACUUAACCAUUUUUGCUCGAAGAGGAAACUUGCACUUUAUUCGGUUCCCAACUCAUGAUUUGCCUACCUUCAUCCAAAUGGGAAGAAACAAAAACUUCUCAACACUACACACGGUGCUCUGUGCCACCGGCGGUGGCGCCUACAAGUUCGAGGAAGAUUUUCGCACAAUUGGAAACCUCCAGCUGCACAAACUGGAUGAGCUUGACUGCCUUGUCAAAGGCUUAUUGUACAUAGACUCUGUCAGCUUCAAUGGCCAGGCAGAGUGCUAUUAUUUUGAAAAUGCCUCAGAUCCUGAGAGAUGCCAAAAGAUGCCUUUUAACCUGGAUGAUCCAUACCCAUUGCUGGUUGUUAACAUUGGUUCAGGAGUCAGUAUUUUAUCAGUCCAUUCCAAAGACAACUAUAAAAGAGUAACUGGAACAAGUCUAGGUGGAGGGACCUUCCUUGGGUUAUGCAGUUUGCUGACAGGCUGUGAAAGUUUUGAAGAAGCUCUGGAAAUGGCAUCCAAAGGAGACAGCACACAUGCUGACAAGCUGGUUCGGGAUAUUUAUGGAGGAGACUAUGAAAGAUUUGGUUUGCCAGGAUGGGCUGUAGCAUCCAGUUUUGGGAAUAUGAUCUACAAAGAGAAGAGGGAGUCUGUCAGUAAAGAAGAUCUUGCCAGAGCCAUUCUGGUCACCAUCACCAAUAACAUUGGCUCUAUUGCCCGGAUGUGUGCAGUGAAUGAGAAAAUAAACAGAGUUGUGUUUGUUGGCAACUUUUUGCGUGUGAAUACUUUGUCAAUGAAGCUUCUUGCAUAUGCACUGGAUUACUGGUCAAAAGGUCAGCUGAAGGCCUUGUUCCUAGAACAUGAGGGAUACUUUGGAGCUGUUGGUGCUCUGCUUGGGCUGCCAAAUUUCAGUUGAGAUGCCAGAUGUCACUACACUGAACUCCUUUCCACCUGAAUGACACUUGUUUAUGUCAAUGGGAAUCAAAUCUGGGGAGGGGAGGAGAAAAAAGCUGAUUUUCUGUAACUCUUUUUAAGAAGUGAUGAAGCUACUGAGUAUUGCUGUUGUAAGGAACGGGGUUUCACUCUGCUGGGCAUUGGCAAGUGAACUGUUUGUGGCUGUAAUUUAUGUUCUUUGGUACGUGUAGCCAGUAGUGAACUUCUAUUAUGCAAUACAUCCUCUGAAAACAACUUUCCAGAAAUUCCAGAAGAAGGAAUGCCAAACCCUUAAGUGCUCAGGAUGCAAAUAUUGCAGGUUUAGCCCCAAGGCUUUAGGCCCAUAAGUUUAUAUAUAGAAUUGAUGACUAAAAAAUUAUUUUCAUUAGUUAUGCUGUUAUUAUGAGCACAAGAUUUAUGUGUUCUUACAGAAAACAACAGAUAGCCUGGUACUAUUGACAAGAUGAGGAAACUGUAGACAAUUGCUUCCCACAGCAAACAUAGUAAUUAUUUUAUUUUUAUGUGUAAUAUUAAUGCUUUAAUUUCCAGUGGGAAGAAUAGAAACACAGAGAAUCAGCCAAAGCAGCAGAUUAAGCAGUUGAUAUUUUGAAGGUUUUCUGAAGUUACCUUAAUUUAUUGGAAGAUUCAGCUGGUAUUUUGGGAAGAUUCCUCUCUCUUUGUUUGGAUUUGGAAACGAGUUCAGUGAUUAAUGAAGUCAGGUUUUAGGGGAAGAUUUUUUAAAAUUUUUUUUUGAGGACAUGAAUUCCAAAAUGCCUUCUGGAUUACUUUUUUUUUUUUUUUUUGCCUCCUAAGUUCUUCCAUCAUGAAUCAUCAUUUAUAAAGGUACCCUAAAGCCUGGGAGAAUUGAGGAAAUCCUUUUAAAAUAGACUAAUUAUGGGACCUCAUAACUGAUGCUUUGGCUUGUUUCUGUAGAGGUUUGGGAAAAUUUUUGCCCCAUCCUACUGAUUUGAAGUUGUGAUUUCCCUGUAAUUUUGUAAGAGUUGAUCAGAAUUCAAGCAGAUGUUGAAGUUGAAAGGUUACUUUUGGAUUUGGAAGUUUGUUUUUGGAAGUUGAGGACAACAUCAGAGUUUGUAUUGCAGCAGCAAAUGGACCAAUAUUUAAUGCACUUGCAAUAUGGAACAAUUGUGGCCUUGGGAUAAAAUCCAUACUCUGGAGCUGAUUUUUGGGGUUUUCUGUAGACUUUUAAAAUUUACAGUUAUGAUUAUUACAGUAACUUCAGCCCUGAAGCCAGGGCAUGAGAUCUUAAACUUACAGGACUAUCAUACAGUCAGUAGCUGUAUGACUUUUUGUGGACUAAAGCUACCCAAUUUUGUGAUAUUUUCCUGUUAAAUUUAUUUCCUGUAAGUGCAUGAGGAGCAACCAGACCCAGACACGUUCAUAUCUUGGGGUUUAAGGUUUUUAAAACUGAUUGCUCAAGUAUUCCACAGCAUGGCUGUGUUGUAUUUACAGAUACAUCCCCCUUGUGUUAGAAACCCCUGUGCUGUUUUCACUCUUCUCUUUCUCAAAAUUCAAAGCCCCAAACUAACAUCAUAGGGUUUUGCUUUUAAAAUUUUCUGUGGUCCUUUCAGAGUACAGUACCUUAGAGUAGGCAACUCAUUAAGUGCAAUGCUAAUCACAAAUGCAGUUCCAUUUAUUGUUGCUUUUCCUGGUACUUGUACUUCAUUUGCAUUGUGCUUGCUUUGAUGUUUCACUAUAGACAUAAACAACUAAAAAUUACACUCACAGUUCAGCUGAUCUAAUGCUAAAUCAGAGCACUUCAGAAAAUAAGUGAAUACAGUUUUUCUAGAAUGUCUUUAUAAAUGCUGUAAACGGUUCCUUUUGAGUUAGGAUUGACUAUCAGAAGUAACCUUUCUUUGGUUAUAAAACUGUGUAUAAACUUAAUUUUCUGAAUGUUCUGGCAGCCUGCUGAAAAUUUUGCAAACUAACUGCAUAUUUUACUCACAAAGGGUGCUUUAGGAGACAUACUACACUCCAUUAGAAACAGUUCCUUUAGCCCAUGUUUAUUGCUACUUCAUUUGUGAUACUCAGUCCUCUUGAAGCAGUAGUUAGAAGUUACUUGUAUAUUUAACCAAAAGCACAUAUAGAAGAUGAUUACCUAAUACCCAUAGUUCAUUAAACCAAUUGAAGUUGAUGUGACGUAACAUACAUUUUUUUAAGUAAACUGUACAGAGUUACAAAUAAAAUAAGCAAAUGGAGUAAUUCUUGAAUAGCUGUACUGUAUAGAAACUACUGUGAGAAUCAAAAAGUAUGCCCUACCUCUGUUUUAUUUCCCUUGAGCUUCUAAAAAAAAUUGGCUUUCUGUUGCUAAUUUUAUCAGCACAAUUGUUACUUCAUUACAAGAGCAACCACAGCAGUUGUCAAGCCCUACUGUAAAGCCCAGGGCUCCUGUGUUUAAGCCACAUCUUUGGGUUUCAUCUCAUUUUCUGUCAGCUCAGAACUUGUUACCAGAGUCUCCAAAGAUUGACUCUACCACCAGGAGAAAUGAUAGGCAUCACAAAUAGUUGCAAGAUAAGCCUUAAUGUCUUUUCUUCUAAAUUCUCUUGUAAACAGGUUGAAAAUGCUUGUUUCUUUUGUAUGAGUCACUGAAGUAAGUUGCUUUGUCCUGCUAGUCUGUUUUUACUUUCACCUUUGCCAUUUCUUUUCCUCAGAGCUAAUUGGUUGAAGCAGCUUUAGGGUGAAUUGUUUUAGUGUGAGGUACUACAGUAGAGAAAAUUUGGCGUUUUCUCAGGACUACUGUGGUCUUCUCAAGUGGAAACACUGUCUAGAGGAAAGUUCUGUGAUAGUUCUUGAAAGUAAAAGUAAGAUCCCUUUUGAAUGUGUAAUCAUCUGCAGCUCAGUCAGCCAUGUGAGUGCCUUUUGAGUUUUUCAUGUAAUGCCAAUUUUAUGGUACUUUAUCCAUGAGGUUUCCUACCCAAUAUUACUUA